This is a messenger RNA of Oldenlandia corymbosa var. corymbosa, 1173 nucleotides long. NCBI's taxonomy places the organism in Eukaryota, Viridiplantae, Streptophyta, Magnoliopsida, Gentianales, Rubiaceae. The record is from the annotation of a GenBank genome assembly.
AUGGAGGAAGAAAAGCAAUGCAGUAAUUCUACUGUCGAUCAUCAUCUUCUAACGCAAGAAACCCACCCCAACAAUGGCGGCAGGGGAGCUGGUGAUACUGUCACUACUUACGGCGGCCAUGGAGGCAGCCGUGCUUUAUCCUUCUUCAAGUCCAUGUUCUUCAAUCAAAGCGCGAAUCAGAAAACAAGUUUCAGAAGAAGGAGAAUUAAGGGCAUGGAGGAACAAGUAGAAGAUGAAAUCAAGGGUAAUAUUGAUAUUAUCAAUAUAGAUUCUGCCGCCGGGAAGGGCGGAUUGAGUCUGCCCAUUCCUCAUCUCUCUCCUCUUGCUUACAAUGUCAUCUCUCGCUGUUCCAAGAUCAUUCAUGCGUCUGCUGAAGAUUUGUAUCAUAGUUUUGAUAAAGACCUGCCUGACAAGGUUAAACAACCUUCAACUUGUGCAAGGAACUUCAUUGAAUUUUGUUCAUAUCAAGCGAUUCGCUUGUCCAUCGCCGGUCCUGAUUAUUUGAGUGACAAAGAGUUCCGCCGCUUGAUGUUUGAUAUGAUGUUGGCAUGGGAGUCUUCAGGCGUCAACAGUGAUCAGCUAGUUACUGAAACUGCUUGUGAUAACAAUCCUGGGGAGGAUGAGGAUGGAUACUCAUUAUUUUAUUCAAGUUCCACCAACAUGGCUGUUCAGGUUGACGAUAAGAAUACAGUUGGUCAAGAGGCUUUCACUCGCAUUGCUCCUGCCUGUUUUAUAGUUGCGGACAUUAUAACAGUUCACAAUCUAUUUGAUGUUCUCACAAGAUCUUCAAGUCAUCGUCUUCAUUACCUUAUCUUCGACAAAUACCUUAGGAGUCUUGAAAAGGUCAUAAAGACUGUGAAUAAUGGAAUUGGUGCACAAUUUUUCUCUAGCAUUCCGCUUGUGGAGGGAGAAAUCAUAUUAGACGUAGACGGUACAGUACCCACACAACCAGUUCUGCAACAUAUUGGAAGAUCUGCAUGGCCUGGACGUUUAACGUUGACCAAUUAUGCCCUCUACUUUGAACCUGGCAUUGGUAUAUAUGAUAAAGCUGUGAGGUAUGAUCUGGCAACUGACACAAAGCAGGUUAUAAAACCUGAACUAACAGGACCUUUGGGUGCUCGCCUCUUUGAUAAAGCUGUGAUGUACAAGUCAACAUCCAUGUAUGUUCUCUGA